Messenger RNA from Synchiropus splendidus (mandarinfish), 378 nucleotides. RefSeq names its product neuropeptide FF-amide peptide precursor like (gene npffl). The coding region runs from base 1 to 378 and encodes 125 amino acids. The transcript has 3 exons. Gene Ontology annotation, molecular function: neuropeptide hormone activity. Lineage: Eukaryota; Metazoa; Chordata; Actinopteri; Syngnathiformes; Callionymidae. The record is from RefSeq and is a predicted model, not a curated record.
AUGGACACAGCGGCUGCCGUGACUCUCCUCGCCAUGAUCGUGGCUCUGGCAGGCGCCAGCCAGGCGCUGCAUGCUCAAAACACUCCGGACGAGGUCCUGCCGAGCAGUUCGGAGGAGAAGGUUCUGGACCGCCUGCUGGAGAUGGAGAGCGAGAACACAAGCGUCGACACCUACGACCGCCUGCUGCCCUCGCUGCUCAGAGCCCUGCUGCUCGGAUCAGAGAGAGAAGCCAGAAACUCUGUUCUCCACCAACCCCAGAGAUUUGGACGCAACACCAGAGGUCAGGUACCCGAGGAGCAGAUCCAUUCCCGUAACUUUGAGGUUCCUCCUGGUCAGAUCUGGAGCAUGGCCGUGCCGCAGAGAUUCGGCAAGAAGUAA